CCGCGCACUGCUCAAUUUUACCCCAUUACAAAUCCUCAUUACCCUAGUGCUAAACUCUAUAACUAAAUAAUAAUAAAACAAUCACUCAAGACAAUGUCUCAAAUUAUUUUCCUAUGAUCAUUAAAAACCUGAGAUUUAAAACCUGAAAUCAACUGCAUAAAUUGAACAACUCUACUAAAAACUGAAAAGAAAAAAUGCGAGAAAAAAAAAUGAUGUUGACGAUUAAAUAUUGUACAGUAUUGUUGUCACUUGAAAUACAAUAACAAAUGUCGCGUCAUUCCUUUGACACCUCCAUGUGACUGAACUUAAUUGUUAUGGCUUAAUUAAGUGUCUGGUGAAGUGUAAAAAUGCACGACAUGGAUUCGUUUGAUAUGAACAACGUAACAGCGAAAAUAAUUGAUCCACCUAGAACAUUGGUGAUGAAUUUAUCUCAUAUCUACAAUUGGAGUGAAGAAGAGUACUUGCAACUCCAGCUGGGACCGAAGCAUUUACCCCCGCAAUUAGUAAUUCCAAUAACAAUUGUUUAUGUGUUUAUUUUUGUUAUGGGGAUAUUCGGUAAUGUGGUAACAUGUUGGGUGAUACUUCGUAAUCCAAUUAUGCAAACAGCUACGAAUUACUACCUGUUCAGUUUGGCAGUUUCUGAUGUGAUGCUUCUUGUUCUGGGGUUACCAUUUGAGCUGCAAGUUUUCUGGCAGCAGUAUCCGUGGGAGCUUGGUUGGGGUCUAUGUAAAAUACGAGCUUACGUGUCCGAAACGUCGUCGUACGUCUCGGUAUUAACGAUAGUGGCAUUCUCGAUGGAGAGGUACCUAGCUAUCUGCCAUCCUCUCCAUCUGUAUGCGAUGAGUGGCUUAAAACGUCCGCUACGCUUUAUAUUCGCUGCUUGGCUACUGGCAAUGGUUGCAGCACUUCCCUUUGCAGUUUACACUACGGUGAAUUAUGUCGAAUAUCCACCAGGAAGCGGUCGUAAUUCCGAGGAGUCAGCCUUCUGCGCUAUGCUAUUACACAACAUGCCAGGCUUCCCUCUGUACGAGCUCAGUUGUUUGAUAUUCUUUCUUGUCCCUCUGAUCUUGAUAAUGGUACUCUAUAUUCGCAUGGGUCUCCGAAUACAAAAUACAACUUUGGGAAGUAGCAUUGAGGGAACCGUGCAUGGCGAAACCAGACAGGCACACUCCAGGAAAAUCAUUAUAAGAAUGUUAAGUGCAGUAGUUGUGACAUUCUUUAUAUGCUGGGCUCCUUUCCAUGCUCAACGGCUACUUUACGUCUACGACCGGACGAGGUCAUUCGGUGAUGUAAAUGAGUGGCUGUAUUUUCUGGGUGGUUGUUUGUACUACAUCAGUACUGCGAUCAAUCCCAUUCUCUAUAAUGUUAUGAGUGUCAAGUACCGAAGUGCAUUUGUUGAAACUCUGUGCUGCACACCAACAGGCAACCACUUUAACAUGGAGGAUCAAAGUAGUAUGAAGGAGACGACUAUUUACCGAUGUGGUUCAUGUCGAAGCUCUCAAAUAGCACGAGCGAGGAGUAGAAGCAUUAAAUAUCACUCGGAGACGUCAAGGGACCUCGUACAUAUGAAAGUACCUGACAAUGAAAAUGAUUAUUCUGGUGGCAAGCGACGAACGGUGAAUAGCAGUCUGAUAAAUAAACAUGACAUAGUGCCAGUAGGAGCCAGGAAGCUUUCCAUGGUAGUACAGUCAAGCAAUGGAAAGGCCAAGUGUCGUGCAACUGAGAUGAAUAGCUUGCCGAAUGAGGCGCACAUCUGAUAUACCACUCAGCUCACUUCAUCUUCAAUUAAUA
This is a messenger RNA of Fopius arisanus, 1791 nucleotides long. RefSeq names its product neuropeptides capa receptor. Gene Ontology annotation, molecular function: neuropeptide receptor activity. Gene Ontology annotation, cellular component: plasma membrane. Bases 348 to 1757 code for a protein of 469 amino acids. The record is from RefSeq and is a predicted model, not a curated record. The transcript is spliced from 6 exons. Lineage: Eukaryota; Metazoa; Arthropoda; Insecta; Hymenoptera; Braconidae. Gene Ontology annotation, biological process: neuropeptide signaling pathway.